UCUCCGACCUCACGAACCACUCGUGUUCCUGGGACGGCGAGAUGGAUACCAAUUCAAAAGACCCCGAGUCCCCUGAAACCAAAGAGUCUGCUAUUAAUGCUGAAAACCCCUCUUUCACUUUGGGAAGUGAGAAUCUUGUAACAUCUCAGAAGCAUGCAGCUGAAGUGACUCCUAAUCCUUCCACACCAGAGAAUUUUAAGUCACCUUUGGACUUUUCCACAGUAACUGUAGAGCAGUUGGGAAUUACAUCUGAAAGCUUUGUAAAGAACUCUUCAGGAAAGUCAUCAUCCUACCUUAAAAAAUCCAGACGACGCUCUACAGUUGGUGUUCGGGGCUCUCCUGAAACAAACAAUCUGAUUCGGUUCAUUGCUCAGCAACGGAAUUUAAAGAAUGCAGAGAACUGUCCUUUGACACAGAAUUUCCCUUUUCUGGGCAGCCCUGUACUGUAUCGAAAUGUCAGUUCCUUAAGAGAGCGAAUUUCUGCCUUCCAGUCAGCUUUUCAAUCUGUAAAGGAAAAGGAAAAAAUUACUGACCGUCCUGAAUUCUCAGAGGCAGAGGGAGAGUUCGAGACAACAGGCUUGACCAAGAAGGAAAGCCUUGGUGAAUGUCAGCAGUCUGCGUUUCCUGCACAGUUAUCCAAACGUCAGAGAAUAUCUUCUCAGAGCAACUCUGAUGAAAAUAUAACUAAUGCAAUUGACCUCCAGAUGUUCAAUGUUGCUGCUCCUUCCAGUACGGACAGAACAUGCGCUGUUGAAACUUCUCUUGUAGAUCUUUCUGAGAAAUUUUCUGGACCUGGUUUGACACAGUCUGAAUGUUUAGUUGAAGAAUCUAUUCCAUUUUCUGAGUGCACAGGGGCUUCAGCUGGAAUCAAAGUUGCUGACCGAGUGGGGGGCAAAGGAUCAGGUGAUGCUGUUUCACUUGACAAAUUUGCAGAAGUGAGCACAGGCACAGCUCCCGAAGUCAGGGCACUGGUCACUCCACUGUGCAAGAGGGAUAUUCCACCCUCUGGGACCUCUGUACUUCGUUCUGUGCUGAAGAAACCCUCUGCGAAGCUGUGUCUAGAAAGCCUGCAGGAACACUGUGAUAACCUCUGUGAUAAUGGGAGUCAUCCAAGCUUAAUCUCAACCCUUGCAAACUGUUGCAAAGAACAAAAAGCAGAAGGUCAAGAAAAUUAUAAGGUACCAGCCUUUGUAAAUAUGAGGAAGAGGAAGAGAGUUACUUUUGGAGAGGACCUAAGCCCUGAAGUAUUCGAUGAAUCUUUGCCAGCAAAUACUCCAUUGCGCAAAGGACAAACACCUGUUCGUAAAAAGGAUUUAAGUACUGUCACUCCUUUGCUACUUGAGCAGUCACCAGUUCCCGAGCAGUUGCCUCAACCAAAUUUUGAUGACAAGGGGGAAAAUCUUGAAAACAUAGAACCUCUUCAGGUAUCAUUUGCUGUUGCAAGCCCUCUUAGUAAGUCUUCAAUCUCUGAGAAUCUUUCAGGCACGGAUACGUUUAGCUCUGCAAAUAACCAGGAGAAAAUUUCUCCCUGUAAAGAUGGUAGAAGAACACGGACCUCUAACAGAAGAAGACAGUUGGCCAGUUGUGCAGAAGACAGUGUUUGCAGCUUAUUUAAUACAGAAGCUCAGCCUUGCAAAGAAAAGAAAGUUAGGAGGAGGAAAUCUCAAGAAAGCAAGCGUGCAGACAGAAUACUUCCUAAAAAGAAUCCGGUUUUAAAAAGUUGCCGAAAGAAGAAAGGCAGGAGGAAGAAAGGCGUUGAGAAGUCUUUGUAUGGGGAGAGAGACAUUGCCUCUAAGAAGCCACUUCUCAGUCCCAUUCCUGAGCUGCCUGAGGUCUCUGAGGUGUCACCUUCCGUUCCGGUCGUCCGCAGGGUGUACGCAGGUGAUUUCAGCUCACAUGGUGAGCUUGAAGAAAUGAAACCUCCUGGAAGAAGGAACCCUCUCCCGCAGCACUCAGAUUUGCAGAUGAAUCAAGAGUUUAAUAAAUACAGUGUGUCUGAAUUCUGCAGCUCUUACAUAAAAAGCUCCUUGUCGCUUAUUAAUGCCACUUUUGAUCAAGAUUCAAAUAUAAAUACUGCAAGAAUCCAUGCAAGAAAAAUUAUUCCAAAAGCAGAAAUUAAGUUGGAAGGUGACCUAGAGACUGGUACCAAGAAUGAAAACAGUCGUGUUUCUUGUGCUUCUGUGACUGAAACACCCAUCGUGUCAGAUGGCCCACAGCCUGACUUUGUCAUGCAGUCCAAAGAAUUUGCUGCUGCCGGUCAAAAUGUGGAAAACCCUUUUCAAAGCUUUAAAGUUUCAGGGGAUACAAAGCAUGAACAACAGGAUGACUUAGUAGCUACUGAUGGAAAACUGCAGACCAAGCCUUUCCUGUCCGGCUCAGAAAAAGAACGUGGUGAUUCAGAUGAUGUCUUCAUUGACAACAGAAGAGGGGGAAAAAGUCAAAGUGGGGAUUUGCGAAGAAACUCGGCAGCAAGUAGCAGUGGCGUGAGUUGUGAAAGGAAACAUAGAAGACGCUCUGUGUGUGAUCCUGAUGGUCACAGCUUACAUUUGGAAAAAGAUGGAAUUCACAGACCUUCCUGCAGCAUGGGCAGCUCUGUCGAAAUGAGUUUGGAAACUUCUGAACUGUGUAAAGAUUUAUCUGACUCCAUAGAGCAAACCUUUUUGAGAACAAAUCGGGAAACAAAAGUCAGACGAAGCACAAGGCUACAGAAAGAUCUGGAAAAUGAGGGACUUAUAUGGAUUUCACUUCCAUUUUCUUCCACUUCCUGCCCUUCCCAGAGAACCAAAAGGAGAACGGUGCAUACAUUUGACAGCAGAGGACUUGAAAGUGUGUCUCCCAGAAAAAACACCGUGUCCUUCAGACGAAAACCUCCACUCUGCUCCACAUCAGAUCAGGAAAACAGUGAGGGCUUUGCAGCCAGUUCUUCCAGUUUACCUGGGAAUAGGAGGAAGAGCUUUUGUACAUCUGCACUUGCGAACACUGGAAAUACUCCGUCAGAGUGCUAAAAAGGAAGAACCUUCCUCAGCCAGAAGGGAGAAAGCUCUCCAAAGGACAUCGGGAGCACUGGCCUUGUCGGAGAACUGCCGCAGGAACUGACAUCUCCUGCAGAACAUUUGGCAGAGAAGGUAACCGUCCAUGCUUAAAAGAUUCUUUCAUCCUACUUCCUGUUAUUUGGUCAACUUCAGUGUUUUAAAAGUUUCAAAUAAAAUCAUUUGAGUAGAAAUAAGUGAAUUUUUUUAUCAUUCAAAAAGAAAACAUUCUAUUAAAUAUGUACUCCUGCCCCCCCAACAUAGUAAAUGCUGUAUUGGUAUUUUGUAAAAAAGGAUUGUUUUUAUAGCCAAUAAUAUGUCUCUUAAGCUUUACAUUAGUACAUGUUUUCCACCUCAUUACCUCUAGAUGAGAAGAGGUGUUUUUUUAAAAAAAAAAACAAACAAAAAAAAAAACCAACAAACAAAAUUGACAUAAUUAAUGUAACUGAGAAUUGGAGGUUAAUACAAGGUGGGAAGCUGUUAGUGUUUUUAUUUAAAAAUACUGCAAAAGAAUUAAAAGUUUUAACAGGACUUGGUUUCUCUUUCGGUGGAAGUUAAGCUGAAAUGGCUCUCUCUAUCUGUCUCAUGACAUUUUUAAUACUUAGAUUAAAAUAAAAUUUUAAACAUCAAA
Molecule: messenger RNA, 3660 nt
Organism: Miniopterus natalensis
Lineage: Eukaryota; Metazoa; Chordata; Mammalia; Chiroptera; Miniopteridae
Source: RefSeq, a predicted model, not a curated record